AUGGUGGCGUACCUCCGCUUGCUGCCCCUUUUGGGUCUGCUUCUAGCAGAUGGGACUGGUGUAGCGGCUCAAGGUGUCCAAGGGGUGUCCAAAGGGCAAAAGAGCUGGACAAAAGAAAGCCAAUCCUUUUUUGUUCCAGGUGCUUACAUUGUUGAAUUUGAAGACGAGAAUGACGAAGCAGCUCUGUUUAGCGAUCUCCACAGACACGGGUUUUCUGCAACCAAGCGACAGAGUCUCAACUCUACUCUUUUCAAAGGAGCUUCUUUUCAGUUGAAUUCCAUUAAUCUGGAUCCGUUGUCUACGGCUGCCAGGAUUGCAUCAGUUCCUUCUGUGAAGCAAGCUUGGCCUGUUCACCUUCUAAAGCGCCCAGGAAGCUCAACACUCACCCCACCAAGUGGUGAUUUUAACCACUCGGAUGAAGUUGCAAAUAUCAUCCACAGAGCAAAGUCCGCCAACGACACCUAUUCACCCCACGUUGCCGUUCAGAUCGAUAAACUUCACAAUGCAGGAAUCACGGGCAAGGGCAUCAAGAUCGGUAUCAUCGAUACUGGAGUUGACUUCAACCACCCUGCUCUGGGUGGAUGCUUCGGAAAAGGCUGUGUAGUCACUUACGGAAAGGACCUGGUUGGUGACAACUAUGACGGCUCCAAUACUCCUGUUCCUGGCCCUGAGCCCUAUGCUAACUGUACUACCCACGGAACACACGUUACUGGCAUCAUUGGUGCUCGGUCAAACCCUGUGGGAAUUGUUGGUGCUGCCCCUGGCGCAGAAAUUGGCAUGUACCGAGUCUUUGGCUGUACUGGUGAUGUUGGAGCCGACGUUGCAAUGGCGGCAGCCACCCAGGCUUUCGAAGACGGGUCAGAUGUUCUCUCACUGUCUCUUGGUGGAGCCUCUGGUUGGACAGAGGACGCCUUCUCCGUUCUCUUGCAAAGAAUCGUGGAUGCUGGCGUCCCAUGUGCUGUCGCCAACGGUAAUUCCGGCUCAGCAGGAUUGUUCACUGCAGGCACCCCAGCCAACGGCAAAGGCGUGACGGCAGUAUCGUCUGUCGAGAAUACGCUAACACCGUAUUACGGUACCAUUGGAUACGCAAACACAGAUAAAACUUCCACAGCUGGCCAGCUUCCAUUCGUUUACGCAAACGGAGGAAAUCCACUCCCGAAUAUUACUCUGCCUGUAUUUGCAAUUACCCCCAAUGUCACCACAGAUGGCACUUAUGCCUCUUGCAACCCUCUCAAUAGCAAUGCGCCGACCGACCUCAGUGGUUACAUUGUUCUUGUUCAGUAUACCCUUGGUCCAUGUGAUACUUGGACUGUUGCAGAGUUCCUUGCAAAGAAUAAUAAUGCUAAAUACAUUUUGUACUGGCUCGACCAGUCAGGAAACGCUUACUCUCCUGGCUCGGACGCAGUAGGUUAUGGAAUGACUACCCAACUGCAAGGCCAAAUCUGGAUUGAUCAACUGGACAGCGGCAAGGACCUGUACCUGACCUUUUUCGACUCAGCAUCUGCGCCCAAGGGUUCAAGUUUCCUCCCUAACCCUACCAAUCCCAACACCAUUGACACCUUCACCAGCUGGGGCCCAACAUGGCAAGCAGAUGUCAACCCUUCAAUCUCCACAGUCGGAGGUUCUAUUCUUUCUACUUAUCCACUGAGCGCAGGGAGUUACGCUGUUGAGAGUGGCACUUCCAUGGCCACACCGCUAAUGGCAUCGAUUUACGCCUUGCUUAUGGAGGCACGAGGCACCAAAGACCCCAAGACUCUUUUGAACGUAUUGUCAUCAACAGCCCUUCAGCUGCCAUUCUAUGAUGGAACAACACUGUAUAACGAGUUGGCUCCUGUUGCGCAGCAAGGCGGUGGUUUGGCUCAAGCUUAUGAUGCUGCCCACGCAACAACUCUACUUAGCGUCUCAAGCAUUUCUUUCAAUGACACGGACAACUUUGUUAACAAAAAAAGCUUCGCAAUCAAGAACACCGGAAAGAAGAGCGUCACGUACACGAUUGAUCACAACCCAACUCUAACCAUGUACACAUUUGGAGAUGGCUCGACUGGUCACUACUCUGCGCCUUUCCCAAAUCCCAUCGCCGACGGCGCUGCAGCUAGCCUUUCCUUCUCGGAGAAGAAAGUAACCGUUCCAGCAGGUGGCUCAGCCGCCAUUACUGUUGUAGCAACCCCUCCUCAUGGCUUGAACGCGACGGAAGUGCCCGUUUACAGCGGAUACAUUACCCUCAAUGCCACCAGCGGCGAGAAUCUCGCCAUUCCCUACUUGGGAGUCGUCGGUAGCCUGGCUAAGCUCCCAGUGCUGGAUACAGACUUCAAUUACAUGAUUCGGGAAACUGUUUUCGUGUUGGACCCAGUCCCUGCAAACUAUACAUAUGUCGUCCCUGUUCCAACUUCGACAGUGUGGAAUGAGACUCUUGUUCCUUUGCCCGAUUAUCCUGCUAUCCUUCUCCAGAUCGAUGCUGGAUCUCCCCUCUUCCGAGUUGAUCUCGUGGCUGUUGGCGAUACAAAGUCCAAGGUGAACACAACGAAUGUACUGGGUGCUGACAUUGUUGGCACCCUACCAGGCUUCCCCAUCCCGUUCGCUCCAAAGGGAGAAUGGAUUGUUGCAUACACAGGCAUGACUCAAGAAGGCAUAGCCACUCCUGCAGGGACCUAUCAAUUCCUUGUUCGAGCGGCAAAGGUCUACGGUGACGUGAAUAAUCCCAAGGAUUUCGAGAGCAUGCUCACUCAGCCAUUUAACAUGGCAUACAACUGGACGGCUGCUGCACCGUCGAAUUGA
Messenger RNA from Trichoderma asperellum CBS 433.97, 2775 nucleotides. RefSeq lists its product as uncharacterized. NCBI's taxonomy places the organism in Eukaryota, Fungi, Ascomycota, Sordariomycetes, Hypocreales, Hypocreaceae. Gene Ontology annotation, cellular component: membrane; cell wall. Gene Ontology annotation, biological process: proteolysis. Gene Ontology annotation, molecular function: serine-type endopeptidase activity. The record is from RefSeq and is a predicted model, not a curated record.